Trametes versicolor FP-101664 SS1 is the source of this 1521-nucleotide messenger RNA. RefSeq names its product CyP450 monooxygenase. The record is from RefSeq and is a predicted model, not a curated record. Gene Ontology annotation, molecular function: oxidoreductase activity, acting on paired donors, with incorporation or reduction of molecular oxygen; monooxygenase activity; heme binding. NCBI's taxonomy places the organism in Eukaryota, Fungi, Basidiomycota, Agaricomycetes, Polyporales, Polyporaceae. Bases 1 to 1521 code for a protein of 506 amino acids. The transcript is spliced from 10 exons.
AUGAUUUGGCUUUGGGUCGGCCUAUUUUUCGCCUGCGUAGGAAUUCUCCUACGUCCUUUAAGACAUAGGCUUCCUCUCCCACCUGGCCCUCGAGGUCUCCCCGUCAUAGGCAACAUUCUCGAUUAUCCAGCUUCGGACCUAGGCCGCGGCUUCCGCGCUCUCGCAGCGCGAUACGGUUCGCUAGUACACCUAAAGAUCCUUGGCCAUUCAAUCGUAGCGAUUGAUUCUUACGACACUGCGCGCGAGCUCCUGGACAAGAGGUCCAGGAACUAUGCUGAUCGGCCUGACGCCGUCAUGGCGAGACUAACGUCGCUAACGGAGUUCAAUCUUCCCCUCAUGCGUUAUGGGCAGGCAUGGCGGACACAUAGACGGUUCUUCCACCAGACGCUUUCGCUCAAGACGUUCGAGUCUACCUAUCGCCCUCAUAUCCGCAAGUUCGCGCACGACCUCCUCCAAAAUCUCUUAGAUAAUCCCAAAGACUUCUCGCGCCACAUACACCACGCCUUUGCGGCCUCUGUACUUAACGUGGGGUAUGGUAUCGAAGUUUCCAAGGACGACGACAAAUACGUCAACAUGUUGCACUCGGUGCACGACCUAAUCGAGGAUGCAGUAGUCCCGGGGAAAUAUCUGGUGGAGUUGUUUCCGACCAUGCAGCGCCUCCCUAGCUGGUUUCCCGGCACUCGUUUCCGAAGCGACGCGCUCUUUGUGCGUAAGGGGACGCAGGAGGUUUUGUAUGCGUUGUACGAAGAAGGGAAGCGACGCUUGGCUUCCGGGAAUGCAAAAGAUUCGAUGCUAUCCGCCACGUUACAGCGAACCUCCAACUUCGACUCCAAAGCUGCCGCGGAGGAAGAGGAGAUAUGCGCCGGCGCGCUCAUGACGACAUAUAUGGCGGGAUCGGAUACUACUAUGGCAUCUCUGCGCGCCUUCUUCUUGGCGAUGACGAUGUACCCCGAUGUGCAGAAGAAAGCCCAGGUCGAACUCGACAGAGUCAUUGGGCAUACCCGCCUCCCCGACUUCGAAGACAGGGGCAGCCUGCCGUAUUUGAACGCGAUCGUGAAGGAGCUUACUCGCUGGCAUGUCGUCGCCCCAAUAGGCCUCCCCCACGCCGCCCUCGAGGAUGACGAGUACAACGGGCUCUUCAUUCCGAGGGGAGCGAUGAUUAUCUCUAAUUUCUGGUCAUACUCUCGCGACCCGGACGUGUACCCAGAUCCGGAGACUUUCGAUCCAGAACGCUUUUUGCAAGAUGGCAAACUCAACUCCGGUGCUCGCGAUCCGUACGCGUACAUCUUUGGUCUGGGAAGAAGGGUCUGUCCUGGCCGCCACCUGGCGGACGCCUCGCUCUUCCUCGCGUGCGCGUCCAUACUGCAUGCGUUUAACAUCACACCGCCGCUAGACGAGAACGGGCAUCCGGUGAAGCUCGAAGCAAAAGUGACAACCGGCCUUGUCAUCUCUCAUCCCGAGGAAUUCGAGUGUAUUGUAGAGUCACGCUCUGCAGAAUCCGCAUAUCUUGUCAGAGCAUAG